Messenger RNA from Spirodela intermedia, 5460 nucleotides. The record is from the annotation of a GenBank genome assembly. NCBI's taxonomy places the organism in Eukaryota, Viridiplantae, Streptophyta, Magnoliopsida, Alismatales, Araceae.
AUGAUCGGGGUGGGGAAGAUCAAGCAGUACUCGAACGUCCUCGAGAAGCCCCUCAGCAGGGGAAAGCAGGAGGUAGAAGUCGCUUCAUCUCUGUUCUCUUCCUUUCCUGCACUUUCUGAUUUAUUUUUGUCAUGUUUUUCUCUGUCGCCCUGGAAGACGCCAUUCGCUGUGAGGUAUUGUUUUGCGUGAUUUCUGCUGGAUCUGCCGUGCGUGACGGCUGAGGGGAUGAAAUCGGCUCUCUGUAAUUGAAACACUGAAUGAAAUGGGGAGACUGUGUUCCUUCUCGUCUACUGACGUUUUGAACGUGAUUUUGUUUAACUCGGAUGCUUUGGCUGAUUAUAUAGGUUUUUUACUAAAAAAUUAUCCACAUGUUGUUUUGGUCGGUGAUCCGACCUCUAUUGUCUGCUCUCAAGAGACGAAUUCAAGUAACCUGGAAUGGAUAGUUAGACCUCAUUUCACAAAACCUAUUAAUAUUGGUAUUAAUGGACUCGGAUAAUAAACAAAAAUCGAGAAAAUGGUUUCCACAUAAGCGUCCAAAGCCUUCCUCUUCAGGCAAAAUCUCCAAUGCAGUGAUGCAGCAGUAGGAGCAAAAUGAAUUUUCCUACCUGUGUAGGCUGUGCCAUUUUUUCCUAUUUUUUCUUGGUUAGCAUGCUAUCUCUUAUUUCAUUGACCAUUUCGUUCUACUUGACAUCUCAUAAGUCUGAUGCCAUGUUUUGUGCUUUAGGAUAGACUUAAUAAAGUUCUGCAUUUUGAUCUUGUAGGAGAAAUUUUCCCUUUUCUUUCUUUUUGCUAGAAAUAUUGGGCCAUCCAACCCAGAACCAAUUCGCUAUGAAUAAAGUGAGCACACCUAUAUAAUCAUAAGUUGACUUUUGUAACACAAGUUUGGGAUUGUCUGACACAUGCCCUCACAUCCAAGCUGAUUUUUAAGCUUUCUCAUGUAGAAAAUAUAAACAGAACGUAUUCACCCAAAGAGGAACCGUCAACUAUAAUAAUGUGUUAAUUUAUUACACCAAACCGAUUUAAGAUGAGUGGUGUAGGCCCAUAUUUAGAAGCAUAGGUUUAAUUUCGUAAGGACUAAUGCAAGGCUCGGGAGAAUUUCUUUUUAUAAACUUUUUUUUUCUUUUGACCAUUUUUCUGUACCAUCAAGGUUCUUGCCUUGUUAUUAACAUUCGUAUUGAGAAUCUCAGAUGUUGUAUCAAUAUUCGUUUUGUUUCAGGUUAGUCUGAGUGCCUUUGCAUUCUUAUUUUCUGAGAUGGUGCAAUACAAUCAGACACAGGUCGACAACAUUGCAGAAUUGGAGCGCAGGUAUUUUUCUUACAAGUCUGACUUAUUAUUAUUAUUAUUAUUAUUAUUAUUAUUAUUAUUAUUAUUAUUAUUAUUAUUAUUAUUAUCAUCAUCAUCAUCAUUAUUAUUAUUAUUAUUAUUAUUAUCAUUAUUAUUAUUAUUAUUAUUAUUUCUUUAUCUGUACCUCUGUGCAUUUACUGAAGCUUCUUAUCAAUGUUACCCCAACAUUGUCUUCCCUUGAUGGUUCUAUGGGAAACUUGUAUACCCAUUAACAUUUCUGGAAUGCAUAGGGCUUUGUUGUCCAGAAUAAACCUCUUGAUUGAUGAGAAGAUUUGUAUAAUGAUGGUAAUGAUGAAAGUAACAACCAAUUGACUCUGCACCUUUCUUAAUCAUUAGUACCAUGUAUUUUUUUUGUCCUAGGAGUUAUUUUCGACUGGUACAUAUUUCUAUGUAAUGUGAUAGCACUAACUAAUAGAAAAUUUUAUAGUAUCAUUUUAUUGCGAUUGCUUGGCUUUAUUGCUUAACCACUGUUUUUUAAGCAUUUGAAUCUUAACUUGUCUGCAUGGUUGAUCGUUUUCCCAUGUCUCGAUUUGAUCCAGAGAGUUUGUUGGUUUCAUUGUUAACUAGGAAACCAGGUGUGUAGGCCAUUUUAGAACCUGACUUUUCAGAGUCUCCUUAUGUGACUGAAAAAUGUUGCUUUGAAAAAACAAACCGCUCAGCUUUUUGGGAGAUAGUAAUUGAUUAUUCUUUUUAUAUAAAUGAUGUAUGCUCCCUCCCUUAAAUGUCCAGGCUAGAGGAUGCAGGAUAUUCUGUUGGUGCUAGAGUACUCGAGCUCCUUUGCAAUAGGGAGAAGGUAUACCUUGUUUGACAUGAUAUCUUGUACUAUUUUGGUAGCUUGGAUGCAUUGUCAGCAAAAGAAUAAUUCGCUAUAACUUACAAGGAACUCAGUAGUAAUACAUACCACGUUUUACCAUUUUAGUGUAUAUUCUCUGGAAGUUAUUUUAUAUACCUUGAUGAGGCUAAUCUUGUAGCAAGUCAAUGAUGUUGGCUUUCUGUUGCCACCUGAUCUUUCAAACUUGAUGAUCAAAUAUUAUAGUUCUAAAACAUGAUGAAACCGAUGACGGUAUCAAAUCAAUACAGCCGCCUAGGAAAUGUGGGCACCUAAUAUGAUGCUGAGAUUUCAUCUUGCUUUGAUAUUUCACUACGUACAGUCUCAGUCUUGCUAUGAAAUUGAGCAUCAAUGGUUGUCAUCACGUUUCAAGAACUUAUUGUGUUGAUUAUUGAAUUUUUUUGGCCUUGCGAAUUAUUUGCUGAAGAAUUAGCAUUGACUUCCUCUCCUGGUGCUGGUCAGGUAGUACUGAAAAACUGGGAGGAAGAUUGGGAAUUGGGUUGAGGAGAAAUCUUCUGUCUAUAAUAUGGUGGUGAUUUUAUUUCAUUCUCUGAAACUCAGUAAACUAUGCUUGAGUAAAGAGAACUGGCUCAUUCCCCACUUCCUGGUCUCUCAGGUCAGAUGGGGAGCCUAGAUAAUUCAGCAUGAAAACAACAGUGUACUUUUAGAUAGAAAAUAUUUGCAUUUUUAUUAUUUUUCAUUUCACAAAUUUUGAUAGUGCUUGAUAGUGGGAUUAACGAAUCGUGAUUUACUCAAUGAUAAAUCUUUGCAUCAUGAGAUUCUCACCAUAGUCAGUUUUAAAAAUAUUUUUUCCUCGUUGAACAUUUCUUUUCCUAGUCAAAGUAGAAAAGAAAACAUUUUAAUACGUUUUUUCUGAGUCACUGUCUGCUAUUUGUGCAUCUAGUUUUUUCUUGUUUGCGCUUGAUUACGAACUUUUGGUUUCAAAAGAAUUUUUAAAUUUUCACUGUUCUUAUGGAUUUUUUUUCUUUCCUCGUUUUUCCAUUCUAGAAUUCUCUUCAUUUUGCUUGUGUCUCAAACUUCUGACAUAGGGAAACAGGAGGGAGACACGACUGUUAGGAAUUUUAUCCUUUGUACAUAGUACGGUGUGGAAGGUGCUCUUUGGAAAGGUCAGUAUUACUUGUCUUCUGAAGUUUUUUUCACGAAGCAUAAGCAGUUACUUUCUUUUUACCUGAACUUCAGUGCCUCUGACUAGUAUUUUCACAUGAAUAAGAAGCUGUCAUUUUAUGCGCUCUGCAGGUCUUAAAGAAUGUAAGAGUCACCUUAAAAAUUGUCAAAUUGCGCUGAAUAUGCACUCAGAUGAGAGAGGAUAUUCGAGAUUCUUUUACUAUUUAUAUGGAAUUUGAGAUGUUAAGUCCUGGAUUACGUAUUGACACCAUUAUACAAAGAAUAGUCACACGUCAAUAAGAGUUUUACCGGUUUUGCCACUGAUUUGAACAUGAGUGAAUAGGCAAGGGAAAGGUAAUUGCCUGAUUUAAAGUGGUCCUAUUCAACAUUUUGCUUGCGCUAUGGGUUCCAUUUUUUAAUAGAAAUUGAAUACUAGUACAUGUGCAUCUGGGAGGUACGCGAUAGUUUUCAGGAAAGAUAUUGGCAUAAAUUUAACUAUCUUACAUCUGAUUAUCCGUUGUAAAGCUUUGUAUCUUGAUUCUAUUUAUGAUAUCAGAGAUCCAAAAAGGAGCAUUUUUAACUAGUUUGUCAUCCGUUGAUAGUGGGAGAAUCCAGCUUUGAAUGCUUUACCCUUUUUGCAAAUGGGUCGAAUACUUUGCUUCUGACAGAUUAAUCGCAGGUUGCCGACUCACUUGAGAAAGGAACUGAGCAUGAAGAUGAAUACAUGAUCAGCGAGAAGGAACUACUCGUGAACAGGUAUCAACAUGAACUAAUCAGAUCUUCGUGUGCUUUUUCAAAUAAUCCUGUUGUUCAUACCGACAAGCUGAGCUAAUUAUUUAUUUGACUGCGAAAGGUUUAUUUCUAUACCAAAAGACAUGGGCGCAUUCAAUUGUGGAGCAUUUGUAGCUGGGAUCGUAAGGGUAAAUGCCUCAUGCUAUAACCCCGUUCUCCUUUGAAUCUGCUGACAAAUGGAUAGAAAUCUAAAGGCUUUCAUGAUUUUUUGUAGGGUGUUCUUGACAAUUCUGGGUUCCCGGCUGUUGUGACGGCUCACUUUGUACCGAUGGAAGGGCAGCAGCGACCGCGUACUACCAUUUUGAUAAAGUUUGCCGAAGAGGUGUGUUCAGACCGACCCCCCUCCCCCCCCAGAUUAUUACUCACCUUUCUGUAUCAAGUAUCCUGCUAAGCUUUGUAAAAAAUAAAUAAAUUAGCAUCCAUUUUCUGCAUUUUCUCAAAUUAUUCUGCCAGAUUAGCUGUUCUAUAGAAAGGUAAGGAAAUAGUAAUGGUGUCAGAACCAGCAGUAGCUUCUGCCCUUAAGUUCCUCACAAGUAAAUCAUUGAAAAACACAGCCAAUUCCAUAUAUAACUCAGGGAUCGUGGAGAAAUCAGGGACAAAUGCAGCAUUUCAUGUGCUUACAAGAAAGUAGUCAGUAAACCCUUCCUGAAAAACCAGUUACAUCCUCUUCAGAAUACCUAAAUGAUCCUCUGUUGGCUGACAAGAUCAAGUGGAACCUGCUCUGAACUCCUGAUUAGCGUUCCCCGAAUAUGGGCAUGCUGCUCUUUGUCGGCUUUGCAGCUAGAAGCUUGAUCUCCCCAUGACGUAUGAGCAACCAUCCGUCUUUUCAGUGGGCCUUCAUCACUUUGACUAAAUUCUCAUCCCUGCCGUUAUCCUCUCAUCAUACGAGAGGAAGUGAGAAAUAAAGAUGAAUAUCCUGACUAAUCUUCUGGAGAAAACAUCCGAUAAUUCUUCAUAUCAGUUUCGAACCAGAUCUCUGUUUUGUGGUGCAUUUGUAUUUUUUUCUGUUGUUUAAUGCUGAAUUCGUCCGUUUAAUUGGGAUAAAUAUCAACCUGUGAUUACGAUCAUAUCAAGUGGGCAUCCAGAAACAGUAACUCCAUUACCUCUGAUUACUGUUUUUUUUUCUGGAAAUAUUUGCUUUUAUUUCUCACAUUUCUGGAAAUCUACGGCUAUAUUACCAUGAUCGAGUUCUUCCUUUUUUUUUAAGUUGGCAAAUAUCAGAUUUUGAUUCUGAUCGUAUCAAACCCACCAUUCAGAAGCUGUUUUUCAGUCGUCUCAGUUGAUGCCUCCGAUUAGACUCCCCGGCAAGCAAGCUCACCAUCUUCUUCUUCUUCUUCCAGGUGCUCCGGCGGGAGGCGAGACUAGGCUGA